Doryrhamphus excisus (bluestripe pipefish) is the source of this 1119-nucleotide messenger RNA. RefSeq names its product RWD domain containing 4 (gene rwdd4). The record is from RefSeq and is a predicted model, not a curated record. Lineage: Eukaryota; Metazoa; Chordata; Actinopteri; Syngnathiformes; Syngnathidae. Gene Ontology annotation, molecular function: protein binding.
CUGCGCAAGCGCCAAUACCAUGGUGGAGCUCACUAUCACUGCUGUUGAAUUUCUGGUAAACUAUUGCUUUUUCAUGACAGACAUGGCUCGUUGGUAGUUGACGUCUCGCAAAUAUUCAUCUUUGGAAGCAGAGUACGUCACUGGGAAAGACGAACGGAACCAUGACAACAAACGAGGAUCAAGAGAUGGAGUUGGAGGCUCUUCGCUCCAUCUACGAGGGCGAUGAGUGUUUUAAAGAACUGAGUCCAGUUUCCUUUCAAUUGCGGAUAGGAGACCUGGAGGACUCCAAAGCAUUCAUCCUGGACAUCGUAUGGCCAGAGACUUACCCUGAGACCGGUCCACAAAUCUCCCUUGAUGGCUUUUUUAACAACAAACUCGCUCCAGAGACAAAGCAGCUCAUCCUUUCCAAGCUGGAGGAGCAAGUGGAGGCCAACCUGGGCACUGCAAUGAUGUACACACUGUUUGAGUGGGCCAAGGAGAACCAGGAAGCCCUGAUGGAGAACCACAGACCCGUAGUUACUGCUGUGACCUUAACGUCCAGCAGUGAGGUGACAACAACCACGACGACUUCCAAAAAGAAGGAGAAGAAGGAGCAGCUGACCAAAGCUCAGAAGAGAAGGAUCAUCGGUCGAACAGAUCACAAAGGUGAACUACCCAGAGGAUGGAACUGGAUUGACGUUAUCAAACACGUAAGUGGACCAGCAUCUUCAUCAAAAUAAAAACGCACAAAACUCCUUCACACAUCUGUUGUGUUCUGUUGUUCUCUACCGUUUUACAGCUGAGCAAAACAGGAGGCAAAGACGACGAUUAAAGCCUGAGAGCUGCAUUGUUCCAAACCUUGGACUCCGGGGGCCGUUCUGCACUUCUGAACAUCAGUAAUGAAGUCACGUAUCCACAAGAUUGCUUUCUUUGCUCAAACAUCCCAGCACAGAAGUCUCCUUCUUGAAGGUACCUGCUCUCACUACGUCCUGAUCCUGCAAGUGUUGGGUUGGACUUACUGGCAACAUGGUCAUUUUAAUGAAACUAUUUUACUCCGUUUGCUAUUUUCUUAUGUUUCUGGUUGACCUGAAAAUAUUUUGUAUAUAAAUAAAAACAUUUUGGAAAUAGUUUCUGAGAUCA